Messenger RNA from Cinclus cinclus, 1572 nucleotides. It is a transcript of the gene TBX21, whose product is annotated as T-box transcription factor 21. Gene Ontology annotation, molecular function: RNA polymerase II cis-regulatory region sequence-specific DNA binding; DNA-binding transcription factor activity, RNA polymerase II-specific. The record is from RefSeq and is a predicted model, not a curated record. The transcript has 6 exons. Gene Ontology annotation, biological process: positive regulation of DNA-templated transcription; regulation of transcription by RNA polymerase II; lymphocyte migration. Gene Ontology annotation, cellular component: nucleus. Bases 1 to 1572 code for a protein of 523 amino acids. Lineage: Eukaryota; Metazoa; Chordata; Aves; Passeriformes; Cinclidae.
AUGGGCGCGCUGGAGCCGGGCACCGGAGCCCCCCGGCCCGCCCCCCCCAUGCUCAGCACCGCCACCAGCUUCGCCAAGGAGCCACCGGGACCCCGGGACGCCGCCGCCGCUUUCUUCGGUGACGGGGGGGGACCGGAACCGGGAGCCCCCCCACUCCCCUACGGAGCUCCCGGCGGUUUUGGCGGUCGGUUCUUGGGGCCGUGCCCACCGUACCGGGCACCGCCGCCUCCCGCCGGGCCGGUGGAAGGUUACGCGGGUGCCGAGGGCGGUUUCGGCGGAGGGGGGGCCCCGCUGUGCCCCCCGCUCUGUGCCCUGCCCGGGUACCGGGCGGCCGGGAAGGUGCAGGUGAUGCUCAACAAUUACCAGCUCUGGGCCAAGUUCCACAAGCACCAGACCGAGAUGAUCAUCACCAAGCAGGGCAGGCGCAUGUUCCCCUUCCUCAGCUUCAACCUGUCGGGGCUCAACCCCGUGGCUCACUACAGCGUCUGCGUGGACGUGGUGCUGGUGGAUCAACACCACUGGCGUUACCAGGGUGGAAAAUGGGUGCAGUGCGGGAAAGCCGAGGGCAACAUGCCAGGGAACCGCCUGUACCUGCACCCCGAUUCGCCCAACACGGGCGCGCACUGGAUGAGGCAGGAGGUUUCCUUCGGGAAGUUGAAGCUCACCAACAACAAGGGGGCCUCCAACAACGUCGGACAGAUGAUCGUGCUGCAGUCGCUGCACAAGUACCAGCCGCGGCUGCACGUCACGGAGGUGAAGGAGGGCGAGGGGGAGGACGGGUACCCCACCCCGCACACCCACACCUUCGCCUUCCCCGAGACCCAGUUCAUCGCCGUCACCGCCUACCAGAACGCCGACAUCACCCAGCUGAAGAUCGACCACAACCCUUUCGCCAAAGGAUUCCGGGACAACUUUGACUCGAUGUACACGGCCUCGGAGAGUGACCGCCUCACCCCAUCCCCUCCCGAGGCUGCCGGCUGCCAGCAGCUCCUGCCAGCCCCGCGUUUCCAGCCCUUCCUACCCGAGCAAUACCCGCUGCCCCCGGGUCGAUUUUUCGGUGGGGACCGGGGGGCUGCGCUGCCCCUGCCCCCCAAAGAUCCGCCCCACUGGUACUUCCCCCCGCAGCAGCCCCCUGCCCCAGGAGCUCUGGAGUACGGUGGCUACGAGGGUGGCUACGGAGGGAGCAAACUGGUGCCCUAUGGGGUGAAACCCUUCGCGCUGCCGCCCACCCCACACCCGCCCCUACCCUAUUACCCCGAGGGGCCGGGGGGUUUUGGGGUGACGGGGGGCUGGAGCCCCGGGCAGUACGGCCCCAAGGGUGGUGCCGCGGCUCUGGGCUGGUACCGGGAGCCCCGUGAGGAGAAGGGGAAGGAGGUGGAGGGUUGGGCUACCGAGCCCCACGCUGCUGUGGUCUCGGGGGACUCGUCGGACUCGGGGCUGUACGAGUGCAAGCGGAGGCGAGUGUCCCCCUACCCCUCCAGCACCGAGAGCUCCCCCCCGCCCCGAAACGGCGACCUCUACGACAAGGACCCGGUCACCGAUGGGGGCUACUAUGGCUUCUACGGCAACUGA